This is a messenger RNA of Pyrus x bretschneideri (Chinese white pear), 2796 nucleotides long. Its product is annotated as ETHYLENE INSENSITIVE 3-like 1 protein. The transcript is spliced from 2 exons. NCBI's taxonomy places the organism in Eukaryota, Viridiplantae, Streptophyta, Magnoliopsida, Rosales, Rosaceae. Gene Ontology annotation, molecular function: DNA binding; DNA-binding transcription factor activity. The record is from RefSeq and is a predicted model, not a curated record. Bases 306 to 2336 code for a protein of 676 amino acids. Gene Ontology annotation, cellular component: nucleus.
UGACAUCCUUGUCCCUACAGCCAGCUGGUCGCCGCCACUCUAUCCUCUUCUCUCUCCUCUGACAAGUAAAAAAUUCUCUUAUUUCUCUCUGUCUGAGCAAUCAGAGAGUGCUUAAGGAGCUCCAAUGCCUCCUACAACCACAUGAUAUCAAUCAAGCAGUAGCUUUGAUUUUCUUUAUGUUUCCUGGUUGAGUGGCAAAUCUUGGCUCUUAGAAGUUUUAAAGCUAAGUACUGUGCGCAAGAUUGGAAAUCUUUUUAAUAGUGAGAGAAGGGCGGAGAAGUUGACGUGGUUUGUGUCGGUGCUAAAUGGGGAUCUUUGAGGAGUUAGGUUUCUCUGGUAAUCUUGACUAUCUUUUGGCUCCAUCUGGGGAAGGGGAUGCAGCUCCAGAACAUGAACAAGAGGCAACUGUGGAGGAGGAUUAUAGUGAUGAAGAAAUGGAUGUUGAUGAGCUCGAGAAGAGGAUGUGGAGAGAUCGAAUGCGAUUGAAGAGGCUGAAAGAACAAACUAAGGGAAGGGAAGGAGUUGAUAAUGCAAGACAGCGUCAAUCACAGGAACAAGCGCGGAGGAAGAAGAUGUCACGGGCACAAGAUGGAAUCCUGAAAUAUAUGCUGAAAAUGAUGGAAGUUUGCAAAGCUCAGGGUUUUGUUUAUGGAAUUAUCCCUGAAAAAGGAAAACCAGUGAGUGGUGCCUCUGACAAUCUGCGAGCAUGGUGGAAGGAAAAAGUAAGAUUUGAUCGUAAUGGCCCGGCUGCGAUUUCUAAGUAUCAGGCAGAUCAUUCAAUCCCUGGGAAGAAUGAAGACUUCGGUGCAGUGGCAUCCACUCCUCACACCUUACAGGAGCUCCAAGACACCACUCUUGGUUCACUUUUGUCAGCUUUGAUGCAGCACUGCAAUCCACCCCAAAGACGUUUCCCGUUGGAGAAGGGUGUUGCUCCUCCUUGGUGGCCUACUGGUAACGAGGAAUGGUGGCCUCAACUAAAUCUCUCCCAGGAUCAGGGUCCUCCCCCAUACAAGAAGCCUCAUGAUCUGAAGAAGGCUUGGAAGGUUGGUGUUCUCACGGCUGUGAUUAAGCACAUGUCGCCAGAUGUUGCAAAGAUCCGCAAGCUUGUUCGUCAGUCCAAAUGUUUGCAGGACAAAAUGACUGCUAAGGAGAGCGCCACUUGGCUAGCCAUUAUAAACCAGGAGGAAGCUUUGGCCCGGAGGCUAUAUCCUGAUAGAUGUCCACCUCCAUUUGCUGGUGGGAGUGAGUCUGUCGCAAUCAGUGGUACUAGUGAUUAUGAUGUUGAAGGGGUUGAUGAUGAUGAAAAUAUUGAAAUAGAGGAUUGCAAACCUCUUGUUAGUCACUUCAACAUUGGAGCCACUGGACAAAGAGAGAGGCAGGUGUUACCUCAGGUUAAGGGAGAGCUCAUCGAGAUCAACUCGGAUUUUGGUCCGAAGAGGAAGCAGCUGGCUGAAGAGCCACAAAUGAUGUUAGAUCAGAAGUAUUACACCUGCGAAUAUCUGCAGUGCCCAUAUCAUGAUUACCGCCUAGGUUUUCUUGACAUAACUGCAAGAAACAAUCAUCAGUUGAAUUGUCCAUACCGGAAUAAUUCUUCACAAGUUCUGGGAAUGUCAAGCUUUCAGAUUCACAAUGAGAAACCUGUGGGCUUCUCUCUACCCAUUGCUCAACCACCAACACCAGGAAUUCAACGACCAGUGAACCAGUCAAGUGGGUUUGAUGCUUCGGGACUUGGAAAUCAACAGCAGGUGAACCAGUCAGGUAGGUUCGAUGCUUCGGGACUUGGAAUUCAACAACCGGUGAACCUGUCAAGUAGGUUCGAUGCUUCAGGACUUGGAAUUCAACAACCAGUGAACCAGUCAAGUAGGUUGGAUGCUUCGAGAAUUGGAAUUCAACAACCAGUGAACCAGUCAGGUAGGUUUGAUUCUUCGGGACUUGGAAUUGCUGAGGAUGGGCAGAAAAUGAUAUCAGAGCUUAUGUCAUUCUAUGAUGGUAAUAUACAGCAAAACAAGAACUGCAAUCCUGGAAACCUAAAUGAUGUAGAUGAUCGCAAUCAGCAGCAGGCUAACUUUCAAUUUCCGAUGAAUGAUAACUUAUACGGUCAAGGGCCGGACAUAGGACACAACAUGAACAUGUCGGAACAGACCCCCAUGCCUAUGCUUCAUCCAGAUUUUUCAUCCCCGGAAAUUCAGUUCGAUCAGUUGAUGGCAUUUGAUUCUCCGUUUGGUAACAAUUCCAACGAAGAUGUCGACAUAAGAUUUGGCUCCCCCUUGCACUUGGCGCCUGUUGGUUAUAAUGUUAUGGACCCGCCGCUGAACCAAGACCCUUGGUUCCCAUGAAGUGGGUUAUUCUUAUAUUGACUGCUCCAAUACAUACGCGUUGGAGUCCCACAGUUUAGGUGAAGCUUCUUUUCAACUUUAUUUGCUUCUCUUAUCUUUUGGACUUGUUAGAUGUUUAUAUGCCAAUAUGUCAUAACCCAAAUCUGUGUUUGCGGGUGGUUUACACGGUUGAGCAAAUAAAGAAGCUUUGUCAUGUUUAGUUGCUUCUUUAUCUGCUGGACUUUUUAGACGUUUCUAACCCUCGAGAACUCGGGGUUUCCCAUACCGCAACUCUCUUGUCUAAGAAUAGGUAUAUCUAGUUGCAGUAUUGAGUAAAUCCAAUAAGGGACCGGAAAACCCAGUCUGGUGUUCCGUGCUUUUGCUGAAAUGUUGGAAACAAUUUUCCGUUACUAAGUCGAUGUUGGAAUGUCGUUGUGUGAUGUAUAUACAGAAGACAUCUAUAUAUGUGGUGGUUUUUACA